CAGAUUAUUUGCUGUAACCUCGAGAGCAGUCCCACAGUCCUUAUUUCUUCAUUUUUUUUGUUAUCUGUCUCCUCAAAGUCUCUCUCUGCUCUGUCCCUCUUUUCAAAAACAAACACUUCUUGUAAAUUCCUAAUUACAGUAGUGAUUUUCCCUGGUAAUUCUUUACAAUCUUGGUAGUAUCUUCAAUCAAUCGUAAGCCCUUUUGUAUUUAUUUACAUACAUAUAAAAGCACACAUAUCUCAAAAACCCCAUCAGAUAUAAAUAUCAACACACUUCUUACAUGAUUACAGACAUCCCAUAGUUGCUGCCUCACACUAUCUCGAUUGUUGAAGUAUCUUUUCAAGUAAAAGCUGGACUUGACCAGAAGUCUUUUGGGUGAUUUAGACAUCUUUGUGAGGUUUAUCUGUUUUGACCCUCCUUCUGCCUCAAAGUUCGAUAAAAUUAUGAACUUGGAUGGAAUAAUAUUGUUUUGAAGAGUUUUAAAGUUCUGGGUUUCACUUAUUGUUGUGGAACUUACUAGAUUGAGAUGGGUAUCGAUGGGUAUGCUAAUAGCUCGGAAGUUCAGAAGGAUAAAGGGGAACAUAGGCAGGUAGCACGGAGCCUGAAUUUUGAUGCUGAUGCAGCACAAGAGUCGAAAACUAAGUCUGACAAUGAGCAGUUUGGUAAUGGUACUUUAGAUGGGGCAGAUGAUCCUUCAGUAAGUGUAUCAAGUGAGUCGACAUAUGAUCCCUUUGGUGCCAGUUCUUCUGAUGAAGAGGACAACCAGAUAAUUAAUCCAGCCGCUACAGAAGAAAAGACUUCAAGUCAGCCGUCAGAUGUUGGUUCUGUCCAUCAAGUAAACAACCACCUAAAGAACUGCGUCAAACAUUCACCAAGGUUGGAGGUUGCUAGAGAUUGGAGCAUUAGUCCUUCUCGGCAUCCCCGGAGAGGCCUGGGUCAUUCCAUUACUACACCUGUAAGAACCCACAGAAAUCACUUUUUUGAAAGUCACGGGGUUGCAAUUUCUAGGUCUAUGACUGAGAAGAAGGACAUGCCAAGGCAUGAUUUAAAAUUGGAUAGACUGUCAGAGCGUGAAAAGAAAAAGCUCAUUGUGGAACUUGUGAAGAUACAAAAUGAUGGCACUGUUAAGGUUGAUCUGACCGAUAAUGCACCUGUAGCAUCAGAAUUGUUAGAAUUUCAGUCUGUUGAAGGGAAACGUCCUUGUGUUGAUUACACUGUCAAUGAUUCUAGUAAACCCAUUCCAAAAUUGAAAAUUGCAAUUCUUGUGGUUGGGACAAGGGGAGAUGUCCAGCCUUUUCUAGCAAUGUCAAAGAGACUUCAGGAGUUUGGUCAUCAUGUUAGAUUGGCGACUCAUGCUAAUUUCCGCACUUUUGUGGAAUCAUCUGGUGUGAACUUCUAUCCACUGGGUGGUGAUCCUCGAGUUUUGGCAGGAUAUAUGGUCAAGAAUAAAGGACUCAUUCCAUCAGCACCGGGUCAAAUAUUUGUGCAAAGAAAGCAACUAAAGGCUAUAAUAGAGUCUCUUCUUCCAGCAUGCACAGAACCAGAUAUAAAAUCUGGAGAACCUUUUACAGCUGAAGCAAUAAUAGCGAACCCCCCUGCUUAUGGACAUGCACAUGUUGCUGAAGCUCUUGGUGUACCCCUUCACAUAUUCUUCACAAUGCCUUGGACGCCAACACAUGAAUUUCCACAUCCACUAGCACGUGUUCCCCAGAGUGCUGGUUAUUGGCUUUCAUACAUAGUUGUGGAUUUGAUGAUAUGGUGGGGGAUAAGAGGAUAUAUCAAUGAAUUCAGGAAAAAGAAGUUGAAUCUCCCUCCUAUAGCAUAUUUUAGCACGUACCAUGGGUCAUUAUCUCAUUAUCCAACUGGAUACAUGUGGAGUCCCCAUGUCGUGCCAAAACCAGUUGAUUGGGGGCCUCUAGUUGAUGUUGUUGGUUAUUGUUUCUUAAAUCUUGGAUCGAAGUAUAAAUCUCCUGAAGACUUUAGUCAGUGGAUCCAGAAAGGAUCUAGACCCAUAUAUAUCGGGUUUGGAAGCAUGCCUCUUGAAGAUCCCAAGAAGACGACUGACAUUGUUCUGGAGGCACUGAAGAGCACUGGACAAAGGGGUAUAAUCGGCAGAGGUUGGGGAAAUCUUGGUACAUCUCCACAAACUUCGGAUAGUGUUUUCUUCCUGGAGGAUUGCCCUCAUGAUUGGCUGUUUCCACAAUGUUCUGCUGUUGUUCAUCAUGGUGGCGCUGGAACAACAGCUACAGGAUUAAAGGCUGGGUGUCCGACAACGAUUGUUCCAUUUUUUGGAGAUCAAUUUUUCUGGGGUGAGAGAAUACAUCAAAGGGGACUGGGUCCUGCUCCAAUCCCUAUCGAUAAACUCAGUGUUGAAGCCCUUUCAGAUGCUAUAAAUAUCAUGCUUCAGCCAGAGGUAAAAUCUCUAGCAAUGGAAUUAGCAAAGCUGAUUGAGAAUGAAGACGGGGUUGCAUCUGCUGUUGAUGCAUUUCACCGACAUUUGCCGCCUCAGUUGCCAGUAUCAGAUGAUGAACCGCCAGAAACCGAAACCGAUGAUAGCCCAAACGUGUUGCAGUGGGUUUUUAUUCAGAUCGGAAAAGUCUGCAGCAUCCCUUGUGGUUAAUAGAUUUCCGCUUGAACAUGUGCACUGUAUAUAAGAUUUAGUUCACUUAAGUAUGUACUGGCUAUUGCAGGAUUAGCAUUUUAUUCAUUUAAUUCAUGGGUGUGCUAUAUUAGCUACGAGAGAACACUAUAAUGGGAGUAUAAAGGAAAUGAUACAAGUAUAGGUUUGUUUUCUAGAUAGUAUGCAAACGAGAGUGUCCUCUAUUCAUAUUCGUUAUAGGUGUAACGGUUUAAUAAUGUAAAAUUAGUUAUUGCAUGAUAUGUGUUCAUGACUCUUAUUUGGAUUUAUAUAUUUGAGAUUUUUUAUUUU
Messenger RNA from Daucus carota subsp. sativus, 2929 nucleotides. Its product is annotated as sterol 3-beta-glucosyltransferase UGT80B1. The coding region runs from base 527 to 2620 and encodes 697 amino acids. Lineage: Eukaryota; Viridiplantae; Streptophyta; Magnoliopsida; Apiales; Apiaceae. Gene Ontology annotation, molecular function: UDP-glycosyltransferase activity; hexosyltransferase activity. The transcript has 15 exons. The record is from RefSeq and is a predicted model, not a curated record. Gene Ontology annotation, biological process: carbohydrate metabolic process.